Messenger RNA from Malus domestica (apple), 919 nucleotides. NCBI's taxonomy places the organism in Eukaryota, Viridiplantae, Streptophyta, Magnoliopsida, Rosales, Rosaceae. The record is from RefSeq and is a predicted model, not a curated record.
UGGACUCCAAUUUCUACUUGUUAUUUUUAUUAAGGUGUUUGAAACUUCUGAUUUCAACUUCUUUCCUUUGAAAAUGAAUGAGCAGAAGAUUGAUUGCCAAGAAAGAAUUCAACAAAGCCAUGACUAUAUCAGUAAAUUUGUUUCCACUUCUUAUGGUUAUUCCCCUUCAACUAGACAUAUACUCUUGAGUAAAACACGAAUUCAAUGGACUCAAGAUCUUCACGAAAAAUUCGUUGAGUGUGUGAAUUAUCUUGGGGGUGCUUACAAAGCACCACCCAAGUCAAUACUAAAGUUGAUGAAUGUAGAUGGAUUAACCAUCUUUCAUGUCAAAAGUCAUUUGCAGAAAUUCCGAAAUUCAGAAUACCCACCCGGCUCUGCAAAAGGAAAAUCUGAGAAAGAACUACUUCGAAUGUUGAACCCCAACUCGAUGUUGAAACUGGCUUGCAUAUCAAAAAGGCAAUCCAACUUGAAUUAGAUGUCCAACAGCAUCUUCACGAACAGUUAGAGAUUCAACGAAAUUUACAGUUGCGAAUUGAAGAACAAGGGAAACAACUCAAGAAUAUAAUUGAGCUGCAGCUCAAGACUAUAAUCGACCUGCAACUCAAGAACUCGGACACCACCUUCUACGAAGGUGCCCCCAUUAAGUAGUCUUGAUGACGAGUUUAUUGGUUUGUCUAUUAAUACAUAAUUGGGAAUAAGCCAAGUCUUCAGACGUGAAUGGAUUAUAUUGUGAUAAUAUUUAUCACAUGUGUGAUUAUGUAAAUCACUAGUAAAUUGUAUUUUGGAUACUAGAAGAUCCUAUCGCUUUAUGAUUGUAUACUUGCAAGACAAGUGCAAGACAAGAAAUCAUAUCCUGUUUACUAUAAAUAAAGGCACAAGCAUGAGGGAUAACAUACAAAAUUCCUUAAACCCUUCUCCA